Molecule: messenger RNA, 1121 nt
Organism: Nymphaea colorata (pocket water lily)
Lineage: Eukaryota; Viridiplantae; Streptophyta; Magnoliopsida; Nymphaeales; Nymphaeaceae
Product: UDP-glycosyltransferase 73C25-like
Exons: 2
Coding region: 79-876 (265 amino acids)
Source: RefSeq, a predicted model, not a curated record
GUUCAAAACACAAAACGGAUAUAUGUGACCAUCAUCUUUAUAUCUCAAUAACUCCAUGGCUUCUGCGUUGCAGAGAAGAUGGCCGCGAUCGAGAGACAAGAUCAUCAUCCCCACAUUCUCAUCUUCCCCUUCUUGGCUCAUGGCCACGUGAUCCCUCUCGUAGACUUGGCCAUCUUGCUCUCCCAACGCCGCCUGACUGUGACAAUCGUCAGCACGCCCUUCAAUAUCGCGCGAAUCCGUCCUACCAUCGACGGCCUCAUUUCUUCCGGCUGCGACGUCCGAGUAAUCGAUCUUCCCUUUCCCUUCGCCAUGACGUUGCUGCAAGGUUCAUGCUCGCCAUUUGAGAAAGUCAUGCCGCGGAUUCACCUUGACUGCGUCAUAUCUGACUUCCAGCUCCGCUGGACCUCAGAGGUGGCACACAAAUUCAACAUACCCAGGAUCUGCUUCUCUGUCGCCUGUAAUUUCACUCGUGUCUUGAGCUCCAGCCUCAAUCUGCAUAAGCCCCAAGAUGGAGUCUCUACUGCCCACGAGCCAUUCUUGGUGCCUGGUCUGCCUGACAAGGCUGAGUUAACCAAGUCCCAACUGCCGGAUGGUUUUGUGUACAGGGAGUGUGAAGAAAAAGAACAGAUGUUGCUGUUCUCGAAAGAGGCAGCAAAUGCUGAAGAGGAGAGUGGCGUUAUAAUUGUGCACAGCUUCUAUGAGCUAGAGCCUUCUUACAUUGAUUGCUACAAGAAAACCACAGGGAAGCCAGUUUGGUCUAUGGGUCCACUUUUCCUGUGUCAUGAAGAGAGAGAGAGAGAGAAGUCUGCUGUUCGUGAAGACGAGUUUCUGGAGUGGCUAGGCUCAAAAAAAGAAAGAUCUGUUCUCUACCAUUGAGGCCAUCAAUUUUGGGGUGCCAAUGCUCACUUGACCACUAUCUGCAGAGCAACACUUGAAUGAGAAACUAGUGGUGCAGAUGUUGGGCUUUGGAGUGAAGGUUGGCAGUCAUAUGAUCUCGGUGGCUCAUGGGGAGGAAGAAGUGGUGGAGGUGGUGAAGAGAGAGGCGAUAGAGGAGGCGGUGCAGAGUUAUGUGGCCUAGCUACAGUGGAGGCGGUGCAGAUGUGAAAUGCUAGUUAGGUGUU